This is a messenger RNA of Closterium sp. Yama58-4, 400 nucleotides long. The record is from the annotation of a GenBank genome assembly. NCBI's taxonomy places the organism in Eukaryota, Viridiplantae, Streptophyta, Zygnematophyceae, Desmidiales, Closteriaceae.
AUGCUAAGCGGCAUGGCCAACAUCACAGACUGCACCUUCCGCAGCAACCGGGUCACCAACGGGCCAAGCUUCCACGCCGGCAUUCUCUACUUUGGCUCAGCUCUCUCUACAACUGCCCCCUUCUAUUUCACAGCACCUUCGUUCCUCUCUAAUCUGCCCCUGUACUCCUCUGUGUUCCCUUGUACUCCUCUCUACUCUCUAUUCCUUUCCGCUCUUGUGCCUUUCCCCUCCGGCCAACAGGGGGGAGCGAUAGAGCUAGUAUUGCUGAGUGGCAUGGCCAACAUCACAGGCUGCACGUUCCGCAGCAACCGGGUCACCAACGGGCCAAGCUUCGGCGCUGGCAUUCUCUCCUUUGGCUCGGCUCUUUCUACAACUGCCCCUUCUCUUUCACAGCACCUUC